Gilbertella persicaria is the source of this 1151-nucleotide messenger RNA. RefSeq lists its product as uncharacterized. The coding region runs from base 337 to 1044 and encodes 235 amino acids. The transcript is spliced from 2 exons. NCBI's taxonomy places the organism in Eukaryota, Fungi, Mucoromycota, Mucoromycetes, Mucorales, Choanephoraceae. The record is from RefSeq and is a predicted model, not a curated record. Gene Ontology annotation, cellular component: cytoplasm; membrane.
AUUUUUCUUUUUUCUUUCUUUUUUAUUCUUUGAUCAUGGAUGAUACGAAUAUAAGACUUUCUAUUGAACUUGGCAAAGCACUUGCUCAACUUACAAAACUAUCUCACCAUGUUACACUCACCAUAGAUAUUGGACCAAACACAAUAUUAGCCAUUAAAUACAUUGCUGGUUCCUUGAUUAUCUACAAAUCGAUUGACUCUCUUUCUCGCUUACUGACAAACAAUGGAGAAUAAUAAUGAUGUAAAAAAAAAAAAAAAAUAGAGAGAGGGGGUUUUAAUAAUAUUAUUAAAAAAAAGGAAUAGACAUUUUAUCACUUUUCUUUCUUUAUUUUACUUUAUGAACAGCCUAAGAGCCUUAAACGCUUUUUACAACAGAUCCUACAACAAGCGUCCUAUACUUACCUUGUGUGUAACAAAUGGUAUUCUCGGCAUUAUCAGUGAUAGUUUAGCACAAAGUAUAUCACUCUACAACAAAUUCAAUAUUGAUGAACGAUUUUUGCCCGAUAAAGUCAAAGCACACCGAAAUCUAUGGACAAUUACAGAUCAUUGGGACUUUACUCGAACUUUACGAUUUGCAGCCUACAAUUUCUGUGUGGCACCUCUUGGUGGAAAAUGGUACAUGUUUCUAGACAAAUUUUUCCCUAUGCCUGUUAAGCAGGUGGCAACGAAGGCAGUAACAAAGCAGGCUAAUAUGAUGGCUAUCAAGCGUAUGGUGACAGAUCAAGCAUUGUUUGCACCUGCUGGUCUUGUCUUGUUCUUUACAACGAUGGGACUGGCUGAAACGGGUAAAUGGGAAGGAGUCCAGGAGAAGUUUAGAGACGCGUAUAUACCAGCAUUGAUCGCUAAUUAUAAGGUAUGGCCAGCGGUUCAGUUUAUUAAUUUCAAAUGGAUGCCAUUGCAAUAUCGCCUACCAUUUGUCAGUAGCUUGGGUAUCGUUUGGAAUGCCUAUUUGAGUUGGUUGAAUAAUGCUACAAAACAAGAAGAAAGUGUCUUGGAAAAAUUGGAAAAGAAGGAUACUGGAUUAGAAGUUGUACAGUCUACUUGAUACCUUUUUGUUUGAAAAUAAUAAUUGUCCUUUAUACGAAAAAAAAAUACACGUUAUUUGCAGAUUUUUAGUUGGAGUGAUAAGAAUACUGAAAUUGACGUCUUUUG